AUGAAUGUCCACAAACGCUGUGUGAUGAAUGUUCCGAGCCUCUGCGGACUGGACCACACCGAGAAACGGGGGAGAAUUCACCUCAAGGCCAGGAUUCUCAAAGAGAAUGAACUGCAUGUAACAGUUGGCGAAGCUCGGAAUCUAAUCCCGAUGGAUCCCAAUGGAUUGUCCGACCCCUACGUCAAGCUGAAGUUGAUCCCUGACCCCAAGGGACACAGCAAGCAGAAAACCCGGACCAUCCGCUCGACGCUGAACCCCAUAUGGAAUGAGUUCUUCACAUUCCAACUAAAAUCCACUGACAAGGAUCGCCGACUCCUGAUUGAGGCCUGGGAUUGGGAUCGAACAUCCCGGAAUGAUUUCAUGGGUGCAAUGUCCUUUGGGAUUUCUGAACUUUACAAGAUCCCUGUCGACAGCUGGUUUAAGUUACUGAGUCAGGAGGAAGGUGAAUAUUAUAAUGUCCCUGUGACUGCUGAUUCAGUAGAAGAGGAAGCUGAACUACGCAAUAAAUUUGAG
Carcharodon carcharias (great white shark) is the source of this 513-nucleotide messenger RNA. RefSeq names its product protein kinase C alpha type-like. The transcript is spliced from 4 exons. The record is from RefSeq and is a predicted model, not a curated record. NCBI's taxonomy places the organism in Eukaryota, Metazoa, Chordata, Chondrichthyes, Lamniformes, Lamnidae. The annotation marks the transcript as partial.